Messenger RNA from Phodopus roborovskii (desert hamster), 3476 nucleotides. RefSeq names its product FLYWCH-type zinc finger 1 (gene Flywch1). Bases 250 to 2394 code for a protein of 714 amino acids. The transcript has 8 exons. NCBI's taxonomy places the organism in Eukaryota, Metazoa, Chordata, Mammalia, Rodentia, Cricetidae. The record is from RefSeq and is a predicted model, not a curated record.
GCACGGGCUCGCUCCCCGGGGGGCAGUUGGCGGCGGGAUCGGGCGCUCAGGUCCUGGAUCGUAGAGCGGCCCCGGCUGCUAGGCCGACGCCUCCGUUGGCGGAGACCCACACGAAGGACCGCGUGGCAAAGCCGCCGGACGGAGCCUCUGGGCUCACACAGUUCUGCUCGGGAGGAAGAGGAAGAAGGGAAAGAGAUCCAUUUACCAGAAGGCUGAAGGUGGCCUGAGGGCCAGAUUCUCAGACCCAGGAUGCCCCUACCUGAGCCCAAUGAGCAGGAGAGUGAGCGUGUGAAAGCUGGCCAAGAGCCAUCUCUUGGAGCCAGGAAGCCCCAAGAGCCCUCCAAUUUGGUCCUGGCCGGGGAUAAAGGGGGAUCCAAACCAACUGGUGUCGUGUCCCUGGAGAUGCCAGGUCCUGCCACCCUAUCCAGCAACACCUCCCAGACUUUGCCUGCCAAGAAGCAGGGGCGGAUAAUUCACCGGAAACGUAGCAGGGUAGAUGCAGCUACCCCUCAGCCCCUGGAGUUCCUGAAGACCCAAUAUGGGGGCCGCCUUCUGGUGCACAAAUCAUUCCUGUACAAGCAAGAGAAGGCUGUGGGGGACAAGGUGUACUGGAAGUGCCGACAGCACUCAGAGCUAAGCUGCCGGGGACGGGCCAUCACCCGUGGCUUCAGAGUCACAGUGAUGCGGGACCAUUGUCACCCACCUGAUGAGGCGGGCCUACAGGUUCGGCGUCAGAAGGAGAAGCCACCUAGCUCAGACCUGCCUGAAGGCUCUGAAGGACAAGAAGAUGGGGUGAGCCUAUGGCUGUACCCUGUGGAGCCAGAGCCCACCCCUCAGCAAAGCAUUGAAGCCCCAGAAGAGGACCAGGGGUACCGAUCCCUGGCGCUGGAGAGCUUGCCUCCCAAGAAACGCCCCACACCAGGAGUGGUACGGUAUCGGCCCCUUGAGUUCCUGAAGACAUGCUAUGGGGGCACUUUCCUGGUACAUCAGUCCUUCCUCUACAAGCGGGAGAAGACUGUGGGGAGCAAGGUGUACUGGACCUGCCGGGAGCAUGCAGUCCAUGGUUGCCGUAGCCGUGCCAUCACCCAAGGCCAGCGAGUGACAGUGAUGCGCAGCCACUGCCACUCACCUGACAUGGAAGGUCUGCAGGCCCGGCGACAGCAGGAAAAGACCAUAAAGAAGAUACAGGCACGGCGAAUUGGUGCUGGGGACUUGGAGGAUUGCGAUGACAUCGAGGACACACUGCUCCAAGGGGUGGACAGCCUGUUCUACCGCAGGGGGCAGGGCACACUGACUCUCAGUAGGUCCAGGUCCAGGUCCAAGUCCAGGUCUAAGUCCAAGUCCAAGUCAAAGUCCAAGUCCAAGUCCAAGUCCAGAAAACGAGCAAGGAAGAAUCAGGAAUCCUUUCAGGAACCCCCCGAGCAGGAGGACCAGGAUGUGGACCCCAGAGGCCCAGAAUUCCUGAGGACCCCGCUAGGGGGCAAUUUCCUGGUGUAUGAGUCCUUCCUCUACAGGAGGGAGAAAGCAGCUGGUGAGAAGGUGUACUGGACUUGCCGGGAUCAGGCACGAAUGGGCUGCCGCAGCAGAGCCAUCACUCAGGGCCGGCAGGUGACUGUGAUGCGAGGCCACUGUCAUCCACCGGACCUGUUAGGAUUGGAGACUCUGAGGCAGCGGGAGAAGCGCCCUGGCCCCUCUCAGUGGGAUGGCCCAGAAGGGCCAGAGUUCCUGAAGACCCCUCUUGGGGGAAGCUUCCUGGUGUAUGAGUCCUUCCUCUAUAGGAGGGAAAAAGCAACUGGCGAUAAAGUGUACUGGACUUGCAGAGACCAAGCACGUAUGGGCUGUCGUAGCCGUGCCAUUACACAGGGCCAGCGGGUGAUGGUCAUGCGCCGGCACUGCCACCCACCUGACAUGGGUGGCCUGGAAGCCCUGCGGCAGCGAGAGAACUUCCCUAACGUAACCAACUGGGAAGGCCCAGAGCCUCUGCAGCCACUGGAGUUCCUGCGGACACCUCUUGGAGGCCGGUUCCUGGUGUAUGAGUCCUUCCUGUACAGGAAGGAGAAGGCUGCCGGUGAGAAGGUGUACUGGAUGUGUCGGGACCAGGCUCGUCUGGGCUGUCGCAGCCGUGCCAUCACCCAGGGCCGGCGGGUCAUGGUGAUGCGGAGCCAUUGCCACCCACCUGACCUGGAUGGCCUAGAGGCCCUGCGGCAGCGAGAGCGGGAGCAGCAAGAGCGGGAGCAAGAACAGGAAAGGGAGCGAGAGCAGGAGCUAGAGAGGGAGAGAGAGCAGGAGCAAGAGCGGGAACGGGAGCGGGAGCGGGAGCGGCGCUCCAGUGUAGCCAAGAAGAAAAAGAAGAGGAGGAAGAAGAAAAGAACAACGAAGAAGAGUAAAAACUGAAGAGCUGGUCCCAGUGAGGCGAGUCUUCUCUGAAGCAACAGAGGAGCAGCUGACAUCCCAGAUGCAGGCAUUUCCCAUCCGCUCAGAUUUGCUUGACAACUCCCUUCACUCUUCCAAAGCAUUGACGACCUUCACAUUUCCUCAGAGGUCUCCCAGGAGGAGUGCUUUGACUUUGGGUGGUACCUUGUGUUGGCAAAAAAAUAGUGCCAAGAGCUGAUGGGUGGCCUGCAGACCUGUGCCAUGCUGCUGUCACCUUUAUGACCUUAGACAGCUGUGGAGAAUUGUGUCUGGACUGAUAUACCUCGACCCCACUCUGCUGUCCAGGCCUCAGCACCAUCUGCUUCCAGAGCAUGCAGCCUUGCAGAGAGCUUUCCAGUGGGGUAUGACCCUUCAUAAGCUUCAUAAAGUUCAGCAAAAUGAAUUUGUCCUCAGGCAGGAUAUGUACGGGAACUUCUUGCCACCCUCUGAAGACAGUGCAAGUCACAAUGGGUUUUUUGUUUUUGUUUUUUGCAUCUUUUAGGGACAGGUGCCUUCCUGGUCUUGUCUCUUGCUGCUUAGGAGGACACAGCCAGCCCCAACCAUGACAGAGCAGGCCAGGCUUAAGGCUUCGCUAUUUCUGACAGAUUUUGAGUCUUGCAUUCUGUCCCAACUUAAAGUAAAUCUAUGCCCACAGUUCUCAUGGCAGCAGAAGUUCCUAGCAAUGGGAGCCAGCCUAGAUAUCAGGAAGAAGUGACACCAGAUAGGCAUGGUCCAGUGGCAGCUGCACCACUGAGAAUUGCCCACAUGGUGUCGCCUGAUGCACAAGGAGAGUUACAUGGCACCAAAGUCUGCCUCCUAUAGAAGAGUUUAGCAGAAUUUAGAGAGCCAUGCUAGAAGUGGCACUGUAACAUCCCUGGGAACUGCAGAACUUUCUGCAUGCUACACCCUAGACAGAGCUGUCCUUAACCCUGUCCUAGAGCUGCAUGCUCCUCUCCUUUAGCAAGCAAGCCAUGAAGCAGCCACCCCUGUGGGAUAGUGAUGGCCUAGUGCCUACCCCUGGCUUCUGCUCAUCUGCUUCCCUCAAUAAACCCUAUUUAGUCUCA